Molecule: messenger RNA, 4197 nt
Organism: Acanthosepion pharaonis
Lineage: Eukaryota; Metazoa; Mollusca; Cephalopoda; Sepiida; Sepiidae
Source: the annotation of a GenBank genome assembly
AUGUGUGCGAGCGUUAUUACCUACGCUUUCUUCACUUUCCUUUCACAUAGUUUACUCAAUCAUUUCCUUUCUUUCUUUCUUUCUUUCUUUCUUUUUUAUAUUGUUUCUUUCCAUUUUCUUGUUUUUUCUCUCUUUAUAUCUAUCUAUCUAUCUAUCUAUCUAUCUAUCUAUCUCAACAUCUUUCUUUCUUUCUUUCUUUCUUUCUUUCUUUCUUUUUUUCUUUUUUUCUUUGACAUCUAUUUAUCUGUCCGUCUAUCUCUCUUUUACCAAUGUUUUUCUUGUUUCAUUUUUUCACAACUUCCUUUAUUCUUUCUAUCGUUCUUUUUUUCUUUCUGUCUGUUUUGCUUCUUUCUUUCUUUCUUUCUUUCUUUCUUUCUUUCUGUCUGUCUUGCUUCUUUCUUUCUUUCUUUCUUUUAUUCUUUGUGUCUUUCUUUCUUUCUGUCUUGUUUCUUUCUUUCUUUCUUUCUGUCUUCUUUCUUUCUUCCUUCCUUUCUGUCUUGUUUCUUUCUUUCUUUCUUUCUGUCUGUCUGUCUUCUUUCUUUCUUUCUUUUUGUUUUUCCGUCUUUCUUUCUUUCGGUCUGUCUUCCUUAUUUCUUACUUUCUUUCUUUCUCUCUUUCUGUCUGUCUUGCUUCUUUCUUUCUUUCUUUCUGUUUUUCUUUCUUUCUUUUUGUCUUUACGUCUUUCUUUCUUUCAUUCAGCCUGUCUUGCUUCUUUCUUUCUUUCUUUCUUUAAUUAUUUAUUUACUUCGGUCUUUCUUUCUGUCUGUCUUGCUUCUUUCUUUCUGUCUAUCUUGCUUCUUUUUUUCUUUCUUUCUUUCUUUCUGUCUUGCCUCUUUCUUUCUUUCUUUCUUUAUUUCUGUCUGUCUGUCUUGCUUCUUUCUUUCUUUCUGUCUGUCUGUCUUUCUUCUUUCUUUCUUUCUUUUUGCAUUUCUGUUUUUCUUUGUUGCUUCUUUCUUUCUUUCUGUCUGUCUUGCUUCUUUCUUUCUUUCUGUCUUGCUUCUUUCUUUCUUUCUUUCUGUCUGUCUUGCUUCUUUCUUUCUUUCUUUCUGUCUUGCUUCUUACUUUUUUGUCUUUCUGUCUUCCUUUCGUUCUUUCUUUCUGUCUUGCUUCUUACUUUUUUGUCUUUCUGUCUUCCUUUCGUUCUUUCAGUCUGUCUUGCUUCUUUAUAUAUUUCUUUCUUUCUUUCUUUCCUUCUUUCUUUCUGUCUGUCUUGCUUCUUUCUUUCUUUCUGUCUAUCUUUCUUCUUUUUUUCUUUCUUUCUUUCUUUCUUUUCUUUCUUUCUUUCUGACUUGUAUCUUUCUUUCUUUCGUUCUUUCCGUCUGUCUUGCUUCUUUCUUUCUUUUUUGUCUUUCUGUCUUUCUUUCUUUCUUUUAUUUCUGUCUGUCUUCUUUUUUCUUCUUUCUUUUUAUUUUGUGCCUUUCUUUCUUUAUUUUUUUCUUUUUGUUCUGUCUUUGCUUCUUCUUUCUUUCUGUCUGUAUUGUCUUGCUUCUUUUUUCUUUUCUUUCUUUCUUUUUUUGUCUUUUCUUUCUUUCUUUUUUGUUUUUCGGUCUUUCAUUCUUUCUGUCUGUCUUCCUUCUUUCUUACUUUCUUUUUUUUUCUCUUUCUUUUCUGUCUUUCUAUCUUUCUUUUUUUUUUCUUUUUCUUUCUUUCUGUCUUGCCUCUUUCUUUCUUUCUUUCUUUAUUUCUGUCUGUCUGUCUUGCUUCUUUCUUUCUUUCUGUCUGUCUUGCUUCUUUCUUUCUUUCUGUCUUGCUUCUUUCUUUCUUUCUUUCUGUCUGUCGUGCUUCUUUCUUUCUUUCUUUCUUCUGUCUUGCUUCUUUAUAUAUUUCUUUCUUUCUUUCUUUCCUUCUUUCUUUCUGUCUGUCUUGCUUCUUUCUUUCUUUCUGUCUAUCUUUCUUCUUUUUUUCUUUCUUUCUUUCUUUCUUUCUUUCUUUCUUUCUGACUUGCUUCUAUCUUUCUUUCGUUCUUUCCGUCUGUCUUGCUUCUUUCUUUCUUUUUGUCUUUCUGUCUUUCUUUCUUUCUUUUAUGUCUGUCUUGCUUCUUUCUUUCUUCCUUUAUUUGUGCCUUUCUUUCUUUAUUUUUUCUUUUGUUCUGUCUUGCUUCUUUCUUUCUGUCUGUAUUGUCUUGCUUCUUUCUUUCUUUCUUUCUUUUUGUCUUUCUUUCUUUCUUUUUGUUUUUCGGUCUUUCAUUCUUUCGGUCUGUCUUCCUUCUUUCUUACUUUCUUUUUUUCUCUCUUUCUUUCUGUCUUUCUAUCUUUCUUUUUUUCUUUCUUUCUUUCUUUCUGUUUUUCUUUCUUUUUGUCUUUCUUUCUUUUUUUCAGCAUGUCUUGCUUCUUUCUUUCUCUUGUGUCUUUCUGUUUUUCUUUCUAUUUGUCUUUCUUUCUUUCUUUCUUUCUUUCUGCCUUGCUUCUUUCUUUUUUUUCUUUCAUUCUUUCUAACUGUCAUGCUUCUUUCUUUCUUUCUUUCAGUCUGUCUUGCUUCUUUCUUUCUUUCUUUUUGUAUUUCUGUGUUUCUUUCUUUCUUUCUUUCUUUCUUUCUUUCUGUCUUGCUUCUUUCUUUCCCUCUGUCUGUCUUGCUUCUUCCUUUCUUUCUAUCUGUCUGUCUUCUUUCUUUCUUUCUUUCUUUCUUUCUUUCUUUCUUUCUUUCUGUCUUGCUUCUUUCUUUCGGUCAGUCUUGCUUUUUUCUUUAUUUCUUUCUUUCUUUUUGUCUUUCUUUCUUUCCUUUUGUCUUGCUUCUUUCUUUCUUACCUUCUUUCUUUCUUUCUGUCUUUCUUUCCUUCUUUUUGCUUUUCUGUCUUUAAUUCUUUCGGCCUGUAUUCCGUCUUUCUUACUUUCUUUCUUUCUCUCUUUCUGUCUGUCUUCCUUCUUUCUUUCUUUCUUUCUUUCUUUCUUUCUUUCUUUCUUUUUUUUUGUCUUUCUCUCUAUCUUUCUUUCAGCAUGUCUUGCUUCUUUCUUUCUUUAUUUCUCUCUGACUUGCUUCUUUCUUUCUUUCUUUCUUUCUUUCUUUCUGUCUUGCUUCUCUCCUUUCUUUCUGUCUGUCUUGCUUCUUUCUUUCCUAUUUUCUUUCUUUCAAUCUGUCUUGCUUCUUUCUUUCUUUCUUUCAGUCUUGCUUUUUUCUUUCUUUUUGUCUUUCUUUCUUUCUUUCUUUUUUCUUUAUUUCUUUCUGUCUUGCUUCUUUCUUUUUGUCUUUCUGUUUAGCUUCUUCUUUUUUUCUUUUUGUCUUUCUCUCUUUCUUUCUGUCUCUCUUGCGUGUUUUUUUCUUUCUUUCUGUCUGUCUUACUUCCUUCUUUCUUUCUGUCUGUCUUCCUUCUUUCUUUCUUUCUGUUUUUCUUUCUUUCUUUUUGUCUUUCUCUCUUUCUUUCUUUCAGCAUGUCUUGCUUCUUUCCUUCUUUCUUUAUUUCUUUCUGUCUUGCUUCUUUCUAUCUUUCUUUUUGGCUAUCUGUCUUUCUUUCUUUCUGUCUUGCUUCUUUCUUACUUUCUUUCUGUCUUGCUUCUUUCUUUUUGCUUUUCUGUCUUCCUUUCUUUCUAUCUGUCUGUCUUGCUUCUUUCUUUUUUCUUUCUUUCUUUUUGUCUUUCUUUCUUUCUUUUUGUCUUGCUUCUUUCUUUCUAUUUGUCUUGCUUCUUUCUUUCUUACUUUCUUUCUUUCUUUUUGUCUUUCUUUCCUUCUUUUUGUUUUUCUGUAUUUCAUUCUUUCGGUCUGUCUUCCGUCUUUCUUUCUUUCUCUCUUUCUGUCUUUCUUCCUUUUUUCUUUUGUUUCUUUCUCUUUUUCUUUCUUUCUUUUUGUCUUUCUCUCUUUCUUUCUUUCUUUUUGUCUUGCUUCUUCCUUUAUUUCUUUCUUCCUGUCUUGCUUUUUCCUUUCUUUCUUUCUGUCAGUAUUGCUUCUUUCUUUCAUAUUUUCUUUCUUUCUAUCUAUCUGUCUUGCUUCUUUCUUUCUUUCAUUCUUUCUGUCUUGCUCCUUUCUUUCUUUAUUUUUUUCUUUCUGUCUUUCUUUCUGUCUUGCUUCUUUCUUUCUUUCUGUCUGUCUGUCUUGGUUCUUUCCUUUUUUCUUUCUGUCUGUCUUGCUUCUUUCUUUCUUUCUUUUUGUCUUUCUUUCUUUCUUUUUGUCUUUCUGUCUUUCUUUCUGUCUUUCCUUCUUUACCCUUGCAUUAUGUUGCUCACCUAUAGAACAUUCAGUCGAGUAUUUGUAACCAAGCAUGUAUGA